This is a messenger RNA of Triticum urartu, 1324 nucleotides long. Its product is annotated as B-box zinc finger protein 20. Gene Ontology annotation, cellular component: nucleus. The record is from RefSeq and is a predicted model, not a curated record. Gene Ontology annotation, molecular function: zinc ion binding. Gene Ontology annotation, biological process: regulation of DNA-templated transcription; photomorphogenesis. Lineage: Eukaryota; Viridiplantae; Streptophyta; Magnoliopsida; Poales; Poaceae.
AUGGCGCGACUCACGCGAGCGAGACGCAGCGCCUACCACCACGCGCGUCAGGUCGGCAAAGUACGCACGCACACUUGACCGGCCUCGUCUGACUUAAUCGCCCAUGCUUAGCGCCCCGGAUCGCCUCCCGGCGGUGGUAUAUAAACGCGCGGCCCUUCACGUUUAUCUUCCACGCAUCGAUCCAUCUAGCAUUCUAGCUAAGCCGCCGUGUACAGUUGCAACACGCACUGCGGGCGAUCCAUCGCCAGCCCAGACCAUUGACCCGCAUCUCGGGCGACGCGCGCGAGCAAGGGAGGGGGAGAUCGAUCGAUCGAGAGUUCCGACAUCGACCAUGAAGGUGCAGUGCGACGUGUGCGCGGCCGACGCGGCCUCCGUCUUCUGCUGCGCCGACGAGGCCGCGCUCUGCGACGCCUGCGACCGCCGCGUGCACCGCGCCAACAAGCUCGCCGGCAAGCACCGCCGCUUCUCGCUGCUCAACCCGUCGCCGUCGCAGAUGCCGCCGCCGCUCUGCGACAUCUGCCAGGAGAAGAGGGGCUUCUUGUUCUGCAAGGAGGACAGGGCGAUCCUGUGCCGGGAGUGCGACGUGUCGGUGCACACGGCCAGCGAGCUCAGCAUGCGCCACGCCCGCUUCCUGCUCACCGGCGUGCGGGUCUCCUCGGAGCCGGCCGCCUCCCCCGCGCCCCCGCCGUCGGAGGAGGAGAACACGAGCAGCCACUGCUGCAGCGGCGACGACGACGCGCACGGCGCCAGCAGCGGCAGCAGCAUCUCCGAGUACCUCACCAAGACGUUGCCCGGGUGGCACGUGGAGGACUUUCUGGUCGACGACGCCACCGCGGCGGCCGCCGCCGCCGCCGCCGCUUCCGCCGGCUUCUCUUCAGGCGGAUCGUAUCAGGGAGUAGCUCCCAAUUUCGCGGUGCACGACGCUGGCUACCCGGCGGGGUGGAUGAGGCAGGAGCAUUGGGUGCCGCAGAUGUACACGGAGCUGGCCGGCGGCAAGAGAUCCCGGACUUCGGCUGCCAGUCCGCACUGGUGAAAUAUAAGUGUCACCGGCGGCACGUCUGUGUUAUGCACUGGAUCGGAGUUAAUAUGCUGGAGUACAUGACUGUAAUACUAGAUGAUGUUGUUUCGGGCUUAAUUUCUGGGUUUUGCGCUCCCUGGGCGUCCUCAUUCCUCGGGAUGUUUGGGAGCGUUCGUGCUUUUUGAGGCCGUGGAGAAAAUCUCCGCUCCUUUAUGUGCUUUUCUCCUAAGUUUUUGCCCCUAAUACGCGAAUAAGGGAGUCGUUUUCCCCUCCGAUAACAGUUUGGUCAGAAGUUGAAUUUCUGCA